Messenger RNA from Egretta garzetta (little egret), 3832 nucleotides. It is a transcript of the gene NIT2, whose product is annotated as nitrilase family member 2. The transcript has 10 exons. Gene Ontology annotation, molecular function: omega-amidase activity. The coding region runs from base 1 to 903 and encodes 300 amino acids. Gene Ontology annotation, cellular component: mitochondrion. NCBI's taxonomy places the organism in Eukaryota, Metazoa, Chordata, Aves, Pelecaniformes, Ardeidae. Gene Ontology annotation, biological process: L-glutamine metabolic process; oxaloacetate metabolic process. The record is from RefSeq and is a predicted model, not a curated record.
AUGGGGCUCUGCCAGGUGCAUGAGCUACCUGUAAGCUGGUACCGAUCCCCGGGGACCAGCCCUGUUAACAAAUACAAGGCUGACUUCCGCCUGGCUCUUAUUCAGCUUCAUGUAUCUGCUGUUAAAUCAGAUAACCUUCAACGAGCCUGUGGACUGGUGAGGGAAGCAUCAGCUAAAGGAGCGAAAGUUGUGGCUCUACCUGAAUGCUUUAAUUCUCCCUAUGGAACCCAAUACUUUAAGGAGUAUGCAGAGAACAUCCCUGGGGAAUCAACACAAAAGCUCUCGGAAGUUGCAAAGGAGUGCAGCAUAUAUCUCGUUGGAGGAUCCAUUCCAGAAGAGGAUGGUGGAAAGCUGUACAAUACCUGUACUGUCUUUGGGCCUGAUGGUGCUAUGGUGGCGAAGCAUAGGAAGGUUCAUUUGUUUGACAUUAAUAUUCCUGGGAAGAUACAGUUCAAAGAGUCUGAAACACUGAGUCCAGGGAAUAGUUUCUCCAUGUUUGAUACUCCAUACUGUAAAGUGGGCCUGGGCAUCUGCUAUGAUUUGAGAUUUGCUGAGAUGGCUCAAAUCUACGGACAGAAAGGUUGCCAGCUGCUGAUAUAUCCAGGGGCAUUUAACCUGACAACAGGGCCAGCUCAUUGGGAACUGCUACAAAGGGGACGAGCUGUUGAUAACCAAGUCUACGUAGCUACCGUAUCUCCUGCUAGAGAUGAAAAAGCAUCCUAUGUUGCCUGGGGACACAGCACUGUAGUAAAUCCAUGGGGUGAAGUCAUAGCCAAAGCCGGGGCUGAGGAAACAGUUAUAUACACAGACAUAGAUCUGAAGAAACUCGCAGAAAUACGUCAACAAAUUCCUAUUUUAAGCCAGAAGCGUUGUGAUCUCUAUGGCAUAGAGAUGAAAAAGUGAAGCUGGGUGAACAGGGAAGGUUCAGUUGCCACCAUGGCUGCUGCUUUCAUCUUCAGAAGGACUCCCUUACUAGUUGCUCCACAAUCUACUACUCAAUGUGCCAGUUAACUGGAAAAAAAAAAAAACCCAAAAGCAAAAAACAAACCACCACCAAACUGACUUGGUGGCAUUAUCCUAAAAUUGAUUCAAAUAAAACUUUUACACCUGGUCUUGUACUUUAGUAUUCUAUAGUAUUUUACAGCUAGGAUAAAGAUGGAGGUGAAAUCAGUUCAACAGAGCAGUAAUGUUGCUUUUUAUGCAUCACAGUAUUUUAGUUACCUUUGGGGGGCUUUUUUUGUAGAAGAUAGAAAGAAAUGGGGACCUUGUUCUCUCUGGAAAUCCUCUGAAGUCAGCUUUGCUAUUAUGAUUUUUCACUAAAUUAUCAGAUAACCUAGAAGCAUGAUUCUUCCACCUCUACCCUUCUUAGUUGUAUGUGCCUUAACAAAGUUCUUUAAUGCCCAGCUUCUAACUUGGAAAGCUUAAAAUUUAACACGCUGACCGAAACAGGCCAAGUUCUGCUCUGUACUACUUCGGGACGAAGCAAGAAGCAGCCAGACAAAACUACUACUAUAAAAGAAUCUACAGUGGGUUUUGGUUCACGUGUCUUGCCUGGAAUGUCUGUAUUAAAUCCUCCUUAUUGCUAUUUCUGUUUAUUGCUGAAGCGAUGCAGGUUACUGUUUUGUUAAAGCAAAGACAUGUGAAUACAUGUCACCACACCUUUGCUCUAUAUACUGCUUAUUACUUACUUAUUAUUUAGUCUAUAUACUGCUCUAUUUACUGCUUUCUUUAACAUAAUGCUUGAAUGGGCUUUAAUUCUGCUGCCUGGCAGCCUUCACCUGAGCAGGCUCAGGGGAGUCAGGCAAAAGGGCUAGAAAACUUGCACUGGUUGAGCCUUUCUGCCUGCAGCCUUCCAGAAGUCGGGUACUAGGACUGCUCCGUGUUUAAACUUAUUAUGGCUGCCAAAGGCCAACUCCCAUCAGCUGCACGGGAGAUGCUCCUUCCUUCAUUGCUCUCACUGAAGAGCCUAACAAACUGGUUACUAAAAGAUGGCAUUAAAAUACUUAAAACCAGCCUAGCAUUUUGUAGUUUUGUUGGGUUUGUUGUUUUUUUCUUGGAAGGAAGACACCUUGGUACUUCUGAUGUGAAAAAGGUAAGAAUUUGCAAAUGGCAUUUUUUUUUCUCCUUGGGAUGGAAAAAAAGCAGCAACUAUAACUAUCCAGCCUUUCCCACUAGGCAGUAAAAAUGAUAAAGCAAUAAGGCUAAAGGAGAUUUUAAAAUAUACAGCCAGGAGGGAGACAAGAUUUUGUCUUACCCUAGCUAACCACCGGUUUCCCCGCAAACCACCUUACCUUUUUAUUUGCAUGUGGCCAUCUCACAACUGCUCUCUUGACUUUUUUUUUUUUUAAAGGCUUCUCUGGAAUGAGCCAGCCAAUUUUAUGGAGGAAAAUUCAUGGUUAAAUUAGGCCAACCCGAGGCAUCUUUCUCCCCCCAAAAGACAGGUCACACCACUCUGCUCACUGGCAUUAUCUAUCCCAGCCAGCAUUUUUUGGUGUGUACUUUUCACUGCAUUUUGGUGUACAUACUGUACAGGAACUGUUAAGAAACAAGCCGCAGAGCAUAACGUGAAAUGAAGAUUUAUUUGUUGAAAAAUAAAUAUAAAAAAAAUUAACAAUUUACCAUUUGAGCCAAGUCUCCUGCAUUAGAUUAGCGCCUCCCACAUACUCAACAAUCGGCAUCCAUGAUGGCCACCACUGCGCUCCAGCUUCUAAAUCAUAGCAACUAUUACACAUCCAUUUUUCUAAACUACUCCGUCUGUCUUUCCCGCCCCUCUCUAUACUAGUUUAACAUGCAGCAGAGCAGGAACUAGAAACUACUGUUGGAGGAUAUAAAGUAGUGCAGGAUUCUCAUGGGCUGACCGCUUAGUUUAAAAAAUGUGAAGCGCAGCCUGUAACAGACAACAGAAUCCGUGGCCUGGACCCUCCUCCCCUGGAAUCCCAAAUGGAGAGAACGGGUGAGAAUCUGCAGCCGGCUGCUUUGGUGAGCUCGGCUGAAGACGAGACAUGAGCUCAGCCCUCUUCAGUCUGUCAGGACAACUUCUAAGCACCUUUGUGUUCAGUAGGGUGUUUUUAGGGGUCUCCAGUGCAAUCCACUCAGAAGUGAUACAAAUGGGACUGUGAAUUUUGGGGGGUUUCAAUGAACAAAAUACACAACCAGUUCUCAGCUAGAUCAUACUUAAAGCAAUCAAUACUCAGUCUCAGUGUUGGUAGAAAACAGGCACUUUAAGUAUCCAUGUGAGACAUAUGCACCAGUGUUCUCUAAGUGUAGGAAACCAGCCAGUAACAGCCCUGAAGUAGCUCCAGAAUUUCAGCCUACAAGAAUUUAAAUAAAAAGAAAUGGCAGAAACCAGAGUAAUGCCUGUUGAAUCGGGCAGUAUUAUUGCCACUGCAGCUGGGGAGCCUGGUUAAAGCUGCUUCUAAGCUGCUCUUAAUAGUUCCAGAAUAAGUUACAGUACAGCUCCUUAGUACCUGUUCCCUCCCUCUUCACUUUCAAUCUGCAAUUAGAUCCUAAUAAUUUAAGUCACAACUUCUAAUCUCCAUUUUGGCAAACUUGCCUCUUAACAUGAACAACAGGGAUUUUACAUGAUCAGGAUUAAAAUGCAAGACAACCAUGUGUAGAAGCAACUUCCCAGAGUCUCUAGGAUACACCAGGUUUAUCCAAGUCUUCAGUACUAGCUUCCUACAUCAUUUCAACGGACUUGUUUUUCUUAAAUAGGAGUAAGAUUUGGUUUACUUCAGCUCUUGAUCCCUGCUAAAGAAAGCUUUUCUCAAAGUUUACAUGCACACCUGGCUUAAAGCAAAACCUUAACUGUAUCAGCCAUUAAAAAAUAAAA